AAAACAUGCAUGUAUUUCUCUUUGUGUCUAUAAAGGCGCAUGGGUUCAGUGUAAUUAAUUCUAUUCAAAGAUUAAUUAUUAAAUGAGCAAGUUCUGUUACUAUAGAAAAAGAAGUAGAAUUUCAACUUCAACCUUGUAUGUAUGUCCAACAACACUUGCAUAAACUACAAAUAAAAUGAGACCAGGUAAUAAUACGGGUAUAGGGUUGAGGAAAGGUGCAUGGACUGCUGAUGAAGAUAUGCUUCUCAAGAAAUGCAUCGAGAAAUACGGAGAGGGGAAAUGGCAUCUCGUUCCUUUAAGAACAGGUUUAAACAGAUGUAGAAAGAGUUGUAGGCUACGAUGGUUAAAUUAUCUAAGACCAAAUAUAAAAAGAGGUGAUUUUGGUGAAGAUGAAGUUGAUCUCAUGCUUAGGCUUCACAAGCUAUUAGGGAACAGGUGGUCAUUGAUAGCGGGGAGAAUACCUGGAAGAACUGCUAAUGAUGUGAAAAACUACUGGAAUACUCAUCUUCGCUCUAAUUCCAAACAGAAGAAAGAAUCAAAAGACAAUAAAUCACUACAAGACACCAUGGUCACUACUAUUAAGCCUCAACCACAUACCUUCUCCAAAACCCUAAAGCAGUACAUGGCCGACAACCCACAGAUUGUAGCUCAUAAUGGAAGUAACAUAUUAAGAUCUUCAAAGGAUGGUGUUAACAAUAACUUGAAUAUGUCAUUAGGGUCAAUCUUGUCACCAAAUGUACUAGAUAACACGAUUAAUGAGUAUCUAGACGAUUUAUUAUUUGAUGAUCGUGAAAACGAAAUGAACAAUCAAAUUGGGUGGUCAUUUGGUGUUUCUAUGAACGGAGAGACCUCACAUGUUAUGGCGCAAGAAGAUGACUACAAAGGUCUAUUUGAUUUCCCCGUAGACGAGGCAAUGUGGGACCUCACAGAUUAAGAUUAACUAUAACUUUUAAACAUCCUUUUCACCUGUAGGUUCAUGUAUUUACUCAAACAAAUAAAGGUGGUAUCGAUCUAUCAAUUGUUACAUGA
Lactuca sativa (garden lettuce) is the source of this 1029-nucleotide messenger RNA. Its product is annotated as transcription factor MYB113. The record is from RefSeq and is a predicted model, not a curated record. Lineage: Eukaryota; Viridiplantae; Streptophyta; Magnoliopsida; Asterales; Asteraceae.